Molecule: messenger RNA, 4086 nt
Organism: Paramuricea clavata
Lineage: Eukaryota; Metazoa; Cnidaria; Anthozoa; Malacalcyonacea; Plexauridae
Source: the annotation of a GenBank genome assembly
AUGGCUGGUAUAGAGAAGCCCACAAGGUAUAAAAAAUAUCUUUUCAAACUAUUAUGUUUCAUUCAUUUUCUCUUUUAAUGAUUAUUUGAAUAAUAACCGUGGACUUUUUUUAUUAAAGAGCAAGAAAGGAUACUGAUAUAUCUAGAAUGAAGGCUGAUGAAGAACAAGUGAAAGAAGUGAUCAAGGUAAUCAAUGAGAUGAUCAACCCUUUUGAAAAUGAUCCACAAGAGGAAGGUCUCGUCAGCUUGUCCAGUGGCGUUACUGCCCCAGAUGAUGUGGUCUCAGAUUUGUCAAGUGCUUUUGACAAAGGAAAUGGAGCAUUUACACAGUUGGUUUCAAAUAAAUUGCUGGUCGAAGAACCUGAUAUAUUUUCAACGAUUCCAAAAAUGAAACUAAAAACAUUUGAUGCAUUGAACCAUAAGCAGCCCAAAACGGCGUGUAGAAUGCACCAAUAAUGCUUCCAAAUAUCAAUUUGCAUUAAGCUCGCCCCAUUCCUUUGUCAUUUGUCGCGCGCCGCAAGCACUCAAUUUGAAAAGCAGUGUUGAUAUAUAUAGAUUAUACCUAAGGUUGGCAACUAUAUCUCAACUGACAAAUAUACGACUUCGGCAAAACGCAAAAUACUUCGCACACGUUAAUAAAACAUGAUAAAAAAUUAUACCAUAUUGAACUCUGAUAUUUUUUCUACAUACCCGCAUAUAAAUUUUGUUUUCAAGACUGCAAGAAAGAUGAAAAAUUUGCACAAACGUUUUAUGGUCUGAUGAAAAUUUUGUUGUACCUAUGCGGGAUGCUAGAGGUUAUUUCAUUCGUCAUAUUUUCAAAAAAAUUAUGCGAUUCAAUUGGUUGAAAAAAUAAACAGUUUGUGACGUAUUUAUAGUAAAAAUUUGGUUUCAGGGGGGUUGAACUACAACAGGAAGACUGCUAAAAUACAAGAGCGAUUUUUUUUCGAAGAUGAAAUGGUGGAUUUUAAAAACUUUUUACAUCCAUCCAUAACUUUUAUCUACAUCAAAACAACCAGGCAACUUUUGGCUACAUGUACACGAAAUGUCAUAAAAUUCUGAGCAAUAAUGGCGAAGAAAAUGUGCUAACAAGACAUAGCGAUAUGCGAAACGCUUCGUUGUUAACCUCAGAAAAGUUAUAGGUAUGAAUUUAUUUUAUAGCGUUUUUAAUACUGUAUCUUGGCAUGGAACAAUAGGUUGGAUCAUUUAUUUUUCCCUAGUAAUCAAGUGUUCAGUAUUAAAUAGGUGUUUGUACUGGAUCUCUAGUUAUAAUUUUAAAUAGCUAUAUAGCAAGAAUAUUUCGAAGUGAAUUCUGUAAAACUGUUUUUAUAUUAUAAAACUGUUUUUAUAUCAAAACAAAUUUGCAUUUUGCCCUGUUUUAUUUAUUAUCAGUUUAAAGACAGUAUUCACAGUAAUAGCUAUAUACAGUCACUAGUUUUUGUUAAAAACUAACGUGUACUUUAAUAAAGUUUAAACUAGGUAGAUGUUUAGGCUUUUAUUAUAGAAUACAUAUAAUUUAAACUUUCAGAACUUUGAUACGAGGUUGUUUAUAUAUAUAAAUGCAAAAUUCCAUGCUGGGGUAUAAAAUGAAUACUAGCACUCUUACAAAUUGCAGCCUAUUUUGUGAAAUACACAUUCACUCAGUAUUAAACGGAAAAAUUUAUCCAACCUAUUGAACCAAGUUAAAUUAAAACGCUAUAAAUAAAUUCACCUAUAUAAACUUUGUCGAGCAAGGUUCACAAGUCACAACGAAGCGUUUUCGCAUAUCGCUAUGUCUUGUUAGCACAUUUUCUUCGCCAUUAUUGCUCAGAAUUUCAUGACAUUUCGUGUACAUGUAGCCAAAAGUUGCCUGGUUGUUUUGCUGUAGAUAAAAGUUUUGGAUGGAUGUAAAAAGUUUUUAAAAUCCACCAUUUCAUCUUCGAAAAAAAAUCGCUCUUGUAUUUUAGCAGUCUUCCUGUUGUAGUUCAACUCCCCCUGAAACCAAAUUUUUACUAUAAAUACGUCACAAACUGUUUAUUUUUUCAACCAAUUGAAUCGCAUAAUUUUUUUGAAAAUAUGACGAAUGAAAUAACCUCUAGCAUCCCGCAUAGGUACAACAAAAUUUUCAUCAGACCAUGAAACGUUUGUGCAAAUUUUUCAUCUUUCUUGCAGUCUUGAAAACAAAAUUUAUAUGCGGGUAUGUAGAAAAAAUAUCAGAGUUCAAUAUGGUAUAAUUUUUUAUCAUGUUUUAUUUACGUGUGCGAAGUAUUUUGCGUUUUGCCGAAGUCGUAUAUUCGUCAGUUGAGAUAUAGUUGCCAACCUUAGGUAUAAUCUAUAUAUAUCAACACUGCUUUUCAAAUUGAGUGCUUGCGGCGCGCGACAAAUGACAAAGGAAUGGGGCGAGCUUAAUGCAAAUUGACAUUUGGAAGCAUUAUUGGUGCAUUCUACACGCCGUUUUGGGCUGCUUAUGAUUGAACAAGCCUGUAUCACGAAUGACUUCGAAAGGUCAAGUUGUUUCUUUGAGGACUGACAGAAAUACUUUUGCCAGGCUAUUCGUGAUUGGCCAGAAAAGAUCAAUCGAUGUGCAACAAAUGCUUUCCUUUUGCCUUGGCCCUUACCCUCUAUCAUUAGCAACCGUUACUGGAGGUAUUUGCAAAACGACUAAGGCAAGGUUACUUCAAUCAUUCCAAUCUGAAUUCCCUGAUUGCAUUGUUGAUAAUUUUCCUGAUGCCAGUUGCGUUCUUAUUGAUGUAAUGGCGGUUUUUCAAUCCACAAUCCUCGUGCCCGAAACCUACGGAGAACUUGCUGAAGAUAUUCUUGUUAGAGUACUAGCUGUAGGCCGCAAGUUCAAGGCGUCCCGUGUGGACUUUGUGAGUGAUCGUUAUCCAGCACAAAGCAUAAAAAAUGCAGAGAGAGAAAAGAGAGCGACUCAGGGCGAAUGCAGCGUUCGUAUUUAUGCAAAAGAUCAGAAAGUUUUCAAACCUUGGAAGAAAUUCCUAUCAAACGGCAAGAAUAAAGAAAAUCUGGUUUCGUUUAUGCUGGAUACAUGCUCGAACAUGGAGGGGCGCCAUUUGGGUGAACUUGAACUAUUCGUCACAUCUGGAUCCAACUGCACAAAGUUGUCGAGUACAGCUGAAAUUCUACACCAUGAUAUGGUCAUCGAAUUAUCAGACUGUGAUCAUGAAGAAGCUGACACGAGGCUGAUGCUCCAUGCGGCACAUGCAGCAAAUUGCGGUCACCAAACCAUUAUUAUCAAGUCGCCAGACACGGAUGUGUCUCUUCCAGGCACAUCAUUGUUUCUUUACACUGUCUCUGGUGAACACAGUAGAAUAUUAUCGCUUGAUGUAAUUUCAUCUUCAAUACCGCCCGAGCUUAGUUCUGCUUUACCUGGACUCCAUGCAUUCACUGGUAGGUAUAUUCAUUGCAAUUUUACUCAACCCUUUCGUUGCCUUCAAUAUUUUACACUGUACAGUAAUAUAUUACUUCAUUUAGGUUGCGACUAUACCAGUUCGUUUUUGGAAGGGGAAAGCGAAGGCCCUUAAACUAGCUCGAUCAAAUGAACAUUUUCUGCAGGCGUUUUCAGAGUUGGGAUCCACGGAAGAGGCUGAUCAUAAAGCUGUCACCACACUUGACAAGUUUACGUGUUCUCUCUUUGGUGAUUCGAAAGCUCAGAGCGUGAAUGACGCGCGUUAUAACCUAUUCACACAGGGAAAAUUUGGUGAAGAUUGUUUGCCUCCCAAUAAAGAUGCCCUUGCUUUGCAUAUCGACCGCUGUAACUACGUCUCAUUCGUCUGGAGCCGUUGUCUGAAUCAAGAGAUUGGAGCUCCUGACUUUAGCUAGGAAUCUUGGUUGGGAAGUGGACGAAAGUGGCAAAGUUAGCGUGAAAUGGUUAUCUGGUCUACCCGCGAUGGACAACAUUCUGGAAUCCUCCAGCUGCAAGUACAAAACCGGUUGUAAGACUAAACGAUGUGGUUGCAAGAAAGAAGACUUGGAAUGCACAGAGCUAUGCUUCUGCAGUGAUUGCCAAAAUCAGAAAUAUUCCAAUGCCAAUGAAGAUGACGAUGAUUUUUACCAGGAGGACUUUGAAAUGGACGAUAUUGACAUCGAAUGA